Molecule: messenger RNA, 1935 nt
Organism: Helianthus annuus (common sunflower)
Lineage: Eukaryota; Viridiplantae; Streptophyta; Magnoliopsida; Asterales; Asteraceae
Product: glutamic acid-rich protein-like
Exons: 3
Coding region: 1050-1793 (247 amino acids)
Source: RefSeq, a predicted model, not a curated record
GAUGGUGACCGUGGUGGUGGUGCGACGGCGGUAACCCUCCGGUCACCGCACCUCUCUUUUCUCUCUCCCUUUUUCACUCUUCCAGUUCAUAUGAAGUGAAACCAUAAAGAGGAGUAAGUUGUAAAUCUGGAGACACGCGUCUCUAGAAGGAAUGGCCGCCCAAAUAGAUGAAUAGUAACAAACCAUGAACACAAACACUACGCAUUUCCAUAGUGUUAUUAAUAGAUAUUAAUAUUAAUGAUGAAUGAUUGAUUAACUUUGUGAUUAUUACUAGCCCAACUUUCUUGAUCACUUCACUUUUUCCAAGUUCACAACAAUGUUUGUUCUAUAUGUUCUUCAAUUUUAGUCUAGAUGGAUACGGAAAACCCCGACUAACAAAUUGUCAACCCACCGUAUCGCGCGGACACCCUACUAGUAAAAACAUUAAUCACAAGUUAAACCAUUCAUAAUUCAUUCAAACAUUGUUUAUAUAAAUUUUUAUAUACAGUUCUAAAAGUAAGUAUUGUGGUAUUGGAGUGCAAUUUGUGAAUAUAAAGUUGUUAAAGUUAUGUACUAUUACGUUUAAUUAACAACAAAAGUUUUGUCUAAGCAAAUACUUAUUAGCCUCUUUUAAAUGAUACCCUGCACCAUCCAAUAUUGUUUGUUAUGAUAUCUGAAUUAGAGAUUACAUUAUAUACAUAUGCGCACUCGCGUAUACAUUUGAAGCUUCAUUUUAUUAGUGUAAUUUUAUGUUUUGUUAGGCAAUUUAUAUGGUUUCGGUUGUUAGGGACUAUCCGAGGACGAAUGUGCAAAAGUUGAAGACUAUAGCUGUAAUUUAAAAAAUGUAGAGACCAUAAAUGAAAUCUUGAGAAACCACAUGGACUAUCCGGACAAUUUUUCUCUAUAAAAUAAAAUCUUAGAAUGGGCCAUGGUUUUCCAUACAAAUAUAUGUUUCCACGUUAAGCUUGUUCCCCAAACCCUGCGAUUACCGUUGGUUUCGUUCUCCGAUCUGCUACUAGAAUUUCAUUCAGUUUCAACUUUUCUUCACAAAGGAGGGGCGAUUUGGAGCAAUGGCUGCAUCCGACGAAGCUGACAGGAAAUUAUUUGAGGAGUGGAUGGAAAAGCGCAACAAAGUAUACAAAAGCGAGGAGGAGAAGGAGAUUAGAUUCGAGACGUUCAAAAGUAAUCUCCAGGAGGGGCGAUUUGGACCGAUGGCUGCAUCUGCGAAAUCUGACGAGGAGCGUUUUGAGGACUACAUCAAACAGUACAAGAAAGAAUACAAAACCGAAGAUGAGAAGAAGAAAAGAUUCAAGUCGUUCCAAACAAAUCUCCGUGUUAUAGAUGCUUUUGAAGCUUUUGUUGCAGAUCAACAUCCAGUAUUUCAUGCCAAGGGUUUGACCCAAUAUUCGGACUUGACUCUUGUUGAGUACUUAAGAGAGGUCCUCGGAAGGGAUGCGACCCCCCCAGAUGUUAGUUGGAGUGACAGUGACAGUGACGGUGAGAUGGUCUGGUACAGGCACGGGUAUGUGAGAGAUGCCAAGGGCGAGGGCGAGGAUGAGUACGAGGACGAGGAAGAGGACGAGGAAGAAGAAGAGGACGAGAACGAGGAAGAGGACGAGGAAGAGGACAGGGAAGAAGAAGAAGAGGACGAGAACGAGGAAGAGGACGAGGAAGAGGACAGGGAAGAAGAAGAGGACAAGGUCCUCGAGGACGAGGGCGAGGGCGUGGACUUCGGGGCCGAGGGCAAGGGCAAAGUCAAGGGAGAACUUGUGGUCGAGGUUGAUGUUUCUGUCAAACGUCAAAGGAGAGGCUAGCUGUAAGUAAUUUUACCAAUACAAGCCAACUAUAAACAAAUCUUUGUUUUUACAAACUAGAAAUUAGACAAUAUUGUUAAAACUUUGUUUUACCCUAUUUGAAAGUUAAUGUGGCAGUAUCUAUUUAGCCAAGUUAUAAACA